Molecule: messenger RNA, 990 nt
Organism: Dermatophagoides pteronyssinus (European house dust mite)
Lineage: Eukaryota; Metazoa; Arthropoda; Arachnida; Sarcoptiformes; Pyroglyphidae
Source: RefSeq, a predicted model, not a curated record
ACAUGUGGACAUCGAUUCAAUUCAACGAUUUGUUUUGUUUUCUUUAUUUUUUCAAAUUAUUGUGAUUAAAACAAUCAAUUUUUAAUCAUGGAAAAAUUAUUAAAUAUUUAUAUACAAAAUGAAUUAUCCAUUGAAAAUAUUGAACAAUGGUUUCAGGGUCGUCAUGAUAUCAUAAAUGAAAAUGAUUUAGAUGCGCAGCUUUUUAUUUCAUAUUUCAUUGAGAAUCUUCAUUUAUCUUUCAAUUGGCUAUUGAAACAAAAUAAAAACAAUGUUGUCAUGACCAAUAACAUCAACCCUUUGAUUACGAGUGAAAAUUUGAAUAUUGAUGAUGAUGAUGCAUUCCCACCUUUGAAUAUUCAAUCACAACAACAAACAUUUAAAAAACGUAUAAAACCGACAUCGAUCGAUACAAAUCAUUCUUUUAUCAAAACAAACGAAAACUUAUUCAAAUGUUCAAAUGCCAAAAAUAAUUCAAUAUCUCCGAAAAAUAGUGAUUAUUUAAAAGAAGAACGUGAAAUGUUGAAACAAUUCAAGAUGAACAUGUCAAUUAAUAAUCGUCAAAAAUAUGACAAGAUAAAACAGACAAGAAAAAUUGAAAGCGAAAACAUUACUGCUAUUGUUGUCGAACCAAAAUUCGAUAGAAUAUCUACAACAAAUAAGGAAAUGAUUCGAAAACUUCAACAAUUAUAUAGCUUAAUAUUGAUCGAUAAUUAUUGGCCAUAUCUUUUUGAAGAAAUUAAAUUCAUUGUCGAAGUCAUUAGUAAGAAAUCUGUGAUUGAAUCAUCCAGCAUGAUUACUGAGUGUGAUAAUAAUCAAGUUGUUUGUUUUGAUCUAAGAAAACUGUUCGAAUCAUAUCAUAAUUGUUAUUACUUCGGUUGGCUUUCAUUUGAGGAAAUUGUUAUUAAAAAGCAUUUUUUCACAUGUUUCAAUGUGAAUGUCAUUCAUCAUCUUAUAGAUGAUCCUUUUCUAUUUAAAUUUCAAGAAUCAUCA